UUUAUGUUGACAACAUUAAAAAAUUAUAAAAAAAAAGUUGUAUUAUUAUUUGACGAUUUUCAAAAUGUUUUGGGUAAAAAUGAUGUUCAAGAUUUUUUGUUAUUUUUAAAAAGGUUAAGAGACCAUCCAUCAGGAAUUAUUCAAUCAAUUGUUUUUUUCGGGAAUUAUGAUCUGUUCCAAUUAUCGUCACUAUUACUUAGAUUCAAUACUUCAUCGCCUGUAUCAUUCGAUUCAAAUGUAUUUCUAUCCAAAGCUACCAAAGAGGAAACAAAAUCUUUAUUUUUACAAUGGUCAAAAGAUAAUGGCAUUCAUCUGAACGAUGAUUUUCUCAAUCAAUUAUAUUUUUAUAGCAAUGGAGAUCCACAUCUAAAUGGUAUAUUUGGUAUUGCUUUAACAAGUCAAUUAAGAAAUAGACAAGAUCUUUCAAAUUUUGGUUCAAUUAAAAAAUCAAUUUUUGAUUUAAUGAAACAGCAACAGCAAUAUUAUUUCUUAAAAUCAUAUGUAGCAAAAUCUUCAUUGGGUGAUAUUUUAAAUGGUAUUGUCUUAAAAACUUCAUCGGUUGAGGAUAUUAACUACAGUGACUUGAUUACACUUUCAAAUUUUGGUUUGUUUUACUAUAUAAAUUCAAGGUUUGAAAUAUCAGCCCCAAUUUUAAUUGAUUAUCUUUUAGAAAAGUCGUCUGUUUUAUAA
Molecule: messenger RNA, 690 nt
Organism: Dictyostelium purpureum
Lineage: Eukaryota; Evosea; Eumycetozoa; Dictyosteliales; Dictyosteliaceae
Exons: 3
Source: RefSeq, a predicted model, not a curated record